AUGUCUUUUGCCCCAAAAGACGAGCACGAGGCACAAGUUCAGAUGGCACUCGAACGAGGCAUACCAGCAAUAUCGGCUGUGAUGGGUUCUCAAAGGUUGCCCUUUCCUAGUAGGGUCUUUGACAUUGUGCACUGCGCACGUUGUCGGGUCCCUUGGCAUGCAGAUGGUGGUGCUUUACUUCUGGAGUUGAACAGAGUACUUCGUCCCGGAGGCUACUUUGUGUGGUCGGCAACUCCAGUUUAUCAAAGCCUCGAAGAAGAUGUACAAAUAUGGAAAGAAAUGUCGAACCUAACAAUAGCCAUGUGUUGGGAGCUUGUCACGAUCAAGAAAGACAAGGUGAAUUCUGUCGGUGCUGCUAUUUAUCAGAAACCAGACUCAAACGAUUGCUACGAGCGAAGAAAACAAAAAAACCCCCCAAUGUGUAAAACUGAUGACGAUCCUAAUGCUGCAUGGUACGUACCAUUGCAGUCGUGCAUGCACCAGGUGCCGAUUCAAGAAAACGAGAGAGGGUCCCAAUGGCCUGAAGAGUGGCCCGACCGGCUCCAAACGCCACCUUACUGGCUCAACCGAUCCCAGAUGGGUGUUUAUGGAAAACCGGCUCCUGAUGACUUCACGUCAGACUAUAAACACUGGAAAAAGAUGGUCAGUGAGUUGUACAUGAACGGUCUCGGGAUCAGCUGGUCCCACAUCAGAAAUGUCAUGGACAUGAGAGCUGUUUACGGAGGGUUUGCAGCAGCACUCAAGGAUCUCAAAGUAUGGGUAAUGAAUGUGGUUAACAUAGACUCACCCGACACUCUCCCCGUAAUCUACGAGAGGGGCCUUUUCGGGAUUUACCAUGACUGGUGCGAGUCCUUCAGCACCUAUCCACGGACGUACGAUCUCCUACACGCCGACCAUCUUUUCUCUACUCUUAAAAAGAGGUGCAAGCUAGUAAUAGUGAUUGCCGAGGUCGACCGAAUAGUGAGGCCCGGAGGCAAACUGAUCGUGCGGGAUGACUCGAGCACGAUUGGAGAGGUUGAGGACUUGCUCAAGUCCCUGCAUUGGGAAGUGUACUUUCCAAAAAACCAACAAGGGAUGCUCGGGGCUCAGAAGUCCGAGUGGCGGCCCAGGUCGUACGCGGGCCCUUCUUGA
Molecule: messenger RNA, 1131 nt
Organism: Striga hermonthica
Lineage: Eukaryota; Viridiplantae; Streptophyta; Magnoliopsida; Lamiales; Orobanchaceae
Source: the annotation of a GenBank genome assembly